UUACUGAUGAAUGAUUCAAAACAUUAGGAAACUAGAGAGGUGGUACCAAAAGUUGAAAAAGCAAGAGCUUUAAAGUUGAAAAAAAUAAAAUUUCCCCAAAGUGGGUGCAACUUUUGCACAGUUUUAAACAGAGAAAGUUCUGUGGCACUAUGAAAAAAGUGGGAGAUUGUAGCAUGAGGAAAACUAGGUAGACUUGGAAGUGUAACACGACAAAAAUGGCUUCAUCCACCUUUGCCUUUACUCUCAUUCUGCACGUUUUUAUUAGCAAAGUUAAAAUAUCACUAUAAAUACUUGAGUCACUUAAGUCAUUAUAUAUCUUGGAGUAUAUUAACAAAUGCAGUUGCAUUUCAAUUUCAGGUUGUUGCAAGUUUUUAUUAGCAAAGUCAUUAUGGAAAAAUAUCAAUUUCAAAUAUCAUUAUCUUUUUCUUUCAUCACCAACAUCUUUAUAUUUCUCCCACUCUUUUUAAGCCUAUUUCAUAUUGCUGCAGAUGAAAUGUACACAUCUUGUGCACCUUUUAGAUGCGGUGAUUUUACUAAUAUUACCUAUCCUUUCUGGAACCUUAACACACAAUCUAGCUAUUGUGGACACCCUGAGUUUAUGGUUGAUUGCCAAAAUGGUAGAUUGACUAUGGAAAUGAUGUCCCAAAAGUUUUACAUCCUUCAUAUAAAUCAAUCUUCUCAAGUUUUGAGGAUUGCAAGAGACGAUUUAUGGGGUUUUCUUCCUGGUGAUAAGCUCUCUUGUCCCAAACAUUAUAUUAAUGUGAAAAUAGAUUCUCAUUUCUUCCAUUACACUUCCAACAAUGAAAUGUAUACUAUAUUGUAUGAGUGUGGUUCUCUUCCAAAUUCAUACUUUUCUCCCUCGUUUCAAAUUUCUUUUGAAGUAAUGGAUUGCUAUAUAGAGGGAAAAUUCAAUAGUGUAUACAUAGUAUCAAAUUCUAAAUUGGCUGAUUUUAGUGCGGUGAAGUGUGAGAAUAGUAUUGAAGUUCCUGGAAAAUACAACUCUUUACCAAACAAAUCAAGUGGUAUGAAGGAUAUUUUAGUUGAAGGAUUUGAGGUGAGAUGGAAUGGUGUGGAGGAAGACAGGUGCCAUGCUUGUACAAAAUAUGGAGGGAGAUGUGGAUAUAAAAGAGAAGAAAAUGCAUUUAUGUGUCUCUCUAAGAGAUCCGACACAUCAAAAGUUCCAUCAAGAACAUGGAAUUGGAAAAAGAAACUCAUCGUUGGUGUUAUUUCUACUGUGUUAGCAGCUCUUGCUGUCAUCACAUCCAUUUACUUUUAUGAGCGCCAUAAUAUAAACUCUCGCAACCUCUCCUUACAACCAUUUAGACUUGACAGUCAACGCAUUAGCAAGAGUCAAAACUUUGGAGUCGAACACUUCAUCUUUAAAGAUCUUUACAAGGCUACAAACAACUUUGACAAAAAACUAGGAGAUGGAGGCAGUGCAGAAGUUUUUUAUGGCAAACUACUAGAUAGGCGUGAAGUUGCAGUGAAAAGGUUUUUUAAAUUCGGACUUAAUAAAGAAAAACUAUUUCUUAACGAAAUAAAUAUACUAGCAAGAACUGUUCAUCCAAAUCUCGUCUUGUUACAUGGUUGCACAUCACUCAAAAGUCGUCGAGUUUUGGUCGUCUACGAGUAUGUUCGUAAUGGAUCUUUGGAUGAUCAUCUUCACGGUGACAAAGCAACACCUAAUAAUCUUCCUUGGAACAUUAGGAUGAGGAUUGCCGUGGAGACAGCAGGUGCAUUGAGCCAUCUCCAUGCUUCUAAUAUCGUUCAUAGGGAUAUUAAAACUAAUAAUAUUCUGUUAGAUGCUGAAUACCAUGCUAAAGUAGCUGAUUUUGGAUUCUCGCGCCCUUUUCCUGAUGAUCAAAGUCGUGUUUUCACAAAUCCACGAGGGACAUCAGGCUAUGUAGACCCCGAGUACAAUGGAACUCAUAUACUUAGUUAUAAAAGUGAUGUGUUCAGUUUUGGAGUAGUGUUGAUUGAGCUCAUAACAUCUUUGCGUGCUCAUGAUCGCAAGAGAAAGGAUGAUGAGGUCAACCUGUACGACAUGGCUAUUAACAGAAUUCAAAAUCAAACUUUGCAUGGUAUUGUGGAUCAUACCCUCGGUUUUGAUACAGAUUCCAAGGUAAGGCAAAUGAUUAAUGGUGUUGCUGAGUUAGCAUUUCGGUGUCUCCAAAGUUCCUGUGAUAUGAGACCGACAAUGGAAGUUGUGCUCCAAUGUUUAAAAAAUCUCCAGGAUGAGAAUGAAGCGCCGGCAGUUCAAGUCCAAAUGAUGAAAUAGUGUUGUUGUAAACGACUAUAUAAUACAAAAUUCUAGGGAUUGAUUUUAAUGUUAUCAUGUCUCAUUUUUUUUCUUCUUAGGCUUGAUAUCAUACAAGACUCCUUUCUUA
This is a messenger RNA of Lathyrus oleraceus (garden pea), 2387 nucleotides long. Its product is annotated as LEAF RUST 10 DISEASE-RESISTANCE LOCUS RECEPTOR-LIKE PROTEIN KINASE-like 1.2. The coding region runs from base 335 to 2278 and encodes 647 amino acids. Gene Ontology annotation, biological process: protein phosphorylation. The record is from RefSeq and is a predicted model, not a curated record. NCBI's taxonomy places the organism in Eukaryota, Viridiplantae, Streptophyta, Magnoliopsida, Fabales, Fabaceae. The transcript has 4 exons. Gene Ontology annotation, molecular function: polysaccharide binding; protein kinase activity; ATP binding.